AUGGGGCAACCAUCUUGCUCUUCUGCACAUCUCACGACGUCCGACGUAUGGACACCAGCGACGACGUUCUCGCCACUUGUCCCAGACCAGGCUGACGGUGGGACCUCGGGAGAGCCACCUUCUCAUCGCACAAGGACGCCAAAGGCCGCCAUGUUGACAACGACGAAACCCACCCUCCGGCAACAGCAGGAACAGCAACUACGACUGUUGUACGGCCUGGACGAGCACCAGGCGUCCAAGAUGCUCGACCACAUCCUGGGGGGCUGUGAUCGAAUAGAAGAGGAGAGGAGACAUCUUGCAAGAGUGAGUCGACGAGGAGGCGUUGCUGAUGAGGCAGAGCUCAAAACUCAACCCACUCGUGUACGGCAUUGUAACCGCCUGCGUGUGGUUCCUCCUGUCCUGAUUCCGACCUAG
This is a messenger RNA of Trichosporon asahii var. asahii CBS 2479, 414 nucleotides long. RefSeq lists its product as uncharacterized. Bases 1 to 414 code for a protein of 137 amino acids. The record is from RefSeq and is a predicted model, not a curated record. The transcript has a single exon. NCBI's taxonomy places the organism in Eukaryota, Fungi, Basidiomycota, Tremellomycetes, Trichosporonales, Trichosporonaceae.